This is a messenger RNA of Orbicella faveolata, 1664 nucleotides long. Its product is annotated as cyclic GMP-AMP synthase-like receptor 1. NCBI's taxonomy places the organism in Eukaryota, Metazoa, Cnidaria, Anthozoa, Scleractinia, Merulinidae. The record is from RefSeq and is a predicted model, not a curated record.
CUUGUAAACUGUUGACAAUGUUGACCAUUUUACGAAGUCACACUUUCAAUCUAGAAAAUAUUUUGCAAAAUAUAUCUUUAUUCGUCGGCUUUUGAUACGUUGGAGUCUUUUGAAUUUUGGGAAAAUUUGAUGACUCUGGUUUCACUUCUCUAGGGUUCAAAACAAGUACUGAUAACCACCUACAACAUUUCCAUACGAAUGUUCAUGUUCAUGCAAAUGAAACUCACUCUCAUAAGAACGGUUUUGCAGCAGGAAACGGUUAGAAACGAACAGAAAAUGGUUUAUUAUUCGUUUGGAUUUAGCCAGAGGCUUUUGGGCAGGUGGAGGACACGUAAGCAACGACAAUAAAGUGCUUAUAGCAAUGCUUCACCUUUUGUUCUAGAGGUUCGAAAUGACAGCAUCCAGUUUCAAGGCCUUUACUGCUCUUGUGUUCCUUACUGGGGCCUGGAUCUCUGCGAGUGCCAGCGAAGUAGUUUUUCAAGGAAGCGAUGAUGAGGCAUUCAAAACAUUCCUUAACAAUGCGUACAGUAACAUACAAGUAAACGUCCAGAAGAAGGUCAGCGUGAAGUUAAAGCUGUAUGACGAGCUGGCUAAGAUCUUGGCGAAAGUGGCCUUUAACGAUCCUUGCUACACUUUUAGAGUCGAGUUCAAGGGUUCCAGCUACGAAGGCCUGAAGAUCGGCAAACCAGACGAGUUCGAUUACGGAUUGGUGAACGACAACUGGAAGGGUAAAAUCUCCGUCUUGGUCGAUGCAACCACACCCGUCGGGUUUGGUUACGCGGUUCAAAACAUCGCAACCUGUCUGGACAAAUUCAAGGUACCAGGCACCAAACGCGUCGACGCUAGCAAGGUCAGAGGUCAUCUGCGCAAUCUGGUGGAGGAGGCGAUGCUCCAGUUGGGGAUGAAGGGCAGGUUCGUGAAGAGACCUUGGGAAGGAGGGCCCGCAGUCACGUUCGAAUUCGUUUCCGGCGAUCCAGAGUUCCUCUACAUAAGCAUUGACUUGGCGAUCGGGAUCGAUCUGCCGCACUGGCCUCCGGGAGCACGACCACGCCCUGCAGGUGUCGAGAGCGCCAAAGCACAGCUUGUACCGAAAGUCAAGGACGAGAACUCCGCAUUUUGGCAAAUUUCCUUUGCUCAAGUCGAGAAGGCCAUCAUGGAGAAUAUCGACAGCGACGGCGGUUGUCGGAAAAAGGUCCUCCAACUGGCCAAGUACUUCAAGGGGAAAUCUGUGGGAAGAUGGCAUCCACUGGCCUCGUACCACCUAAAGACCAUCCUGCUCCAUAUGAAUGAUGAAAAGAGGCAUUCUAAAGACUGGGCACAAGGAAUGCUCGUACCACGCUUCAAAGAGUUGAUAGACAGGCUUUUGAAGCGCCUACGAACUGGGAUUCUCUACAGCUUCUUCAUGCCAACACAAAACCUGUUCGAAGGGAAGCAGGCAGAGUUGCCAGGGGCUAUAGUAAGUGUGAACGACUUCUUGAAGACCCUUCGGGGCAAUCCACAAGCUUUGCUACAAUAGAGAUUUCAACUGUUAUGUUUAGGAGACAAAAUAAAACCACAGAGAACAAUCUGAAGGCUUUUUGCUUGUGGUAGUACUUUUUCUAGAUUGUUACAUCUGAGCGAUUUCCCUCAUUUGCUUCAACAUCGGAGAUUGAAAUACGUAUUGU